AUGGUUGCCGCACGGAGGAAGAGCAGUGAGAACGGAACUGGCAGCGAGGCCGCUCAUCCGACAAAAAAGCAAGUGACAGAUGCAGUAACUCCCAAAGACGAAAUUUGCAUCAACACUAUCCGAGGCUUCGGUGCAGAUGCUCCUGCAGCUGCGAAGAGUGGACACCCAGGAGCACCUAUUGGCUGUGCCCCGAUGGCCCACUGUCUGUUCGGCCACGUGAUGAAGUACUACCCUAAAGACCCCAGGUGGUUCAACAGAGAUAGAUUUGUUCUCUCCAAUGGGCAUGCGUGCGUACUGCAGUACACGAUGCUGCAUCUUGCAGGAUAUGAUCUCUCAAUCGACGACAUUAAAAAGUUUCGGAAGCUUCACAGCAAGACCCCUGGUCAUCCUGAGGUUGGGCAUGCACCGGGUAUUGAAGUGACAACCGGUCCUCUCGGCCAAGGCAUAUCUAACAGUGUUGGCUUGGCGAUCGCUGCUCACCAUAUCUCUGCGAAAUAUAACAGGCCGAAUUUCAAUUUAUUUGACAACUAUAUCUACUGCAUAUGCGGAGACGGAUGCUUACAGGAAGGCGUUGCUAGCGAGGCCUGCUCUCUCGCAGGGCACUUGGGUUUGGGCCGCUUGAUUGUGUUGUACGACUCGAACAAAAUUACGAUAGAUGGGGACACAUCGCUCAGCUUCACGGAGAAUGUUUUACAGCGAUUUAACGCUUACGGGUGGCACACGCAGACCGUAAAGGACGGAGAUCGAGACAUUAGUGGUAUUCUACAGGCCAUUAGAAGGGCGAAAGCGGUGACGGACAAGCCAUCUCUCAUUGAAAUCAAGACAACAAUUGGAUGGGGUAGCCAGAACGAGGGGACGGAGAAGGUACAUGGAGCUCCUCUGAGUGCUGACGACAUAAAACAGCUCAAGGAGAAAUUAGGCCUCAACCCCAACGAAGACUUCCACGUACCAGAGGACACCAGAAAAUUCUAUGCGGGAGUUGCCGCUCGGAACAAAGCAGAAUAUGAUGCAUGGCAAACGCUUUUUACCAAGUAUGGAGAGGCAUAUCCAAAGGAAAAACAAGAAUUAGAAAGAAUGUUUGGUAGAGAAGUGAGCGAACAAGCUGAAACUGCGCUGAAAGACAUGGCCAAGGCAGCAGCAGACACCCCGGCCUCCACAAGAGUUCUCUCUGGGAAAGCACUCAAUGCAAUCAAGGAUUUCAUGCCAGAGCUUAUCGGUGGGAGUGCCGAUCUGACGACGUCAAACGAGACGCGACUGAAGGGUGAAACGGCAUUUUCUCCCAACCCGAAAUUCGGGUCUUACGCAGACCGUUAUAUUCACUUCGGGGUGAGAGAGCAUGGCAUGGCUGCUAUUUGCAAUGGGUUGUAUGCUUACGGCUGUUUCCGCCCCUUCGGUGCCACUUUCCUCAACUUCAUCACCUACGCUUGGGGAGCGGUGAGACUCGCAGCUCUCUCCAAGCUUGGCUGCUUAUUCAUAUCUACUCACGACUCAAUUGAGCUUGGAGAAGAUGGACCAACGCACCAGGCGGUGGAGGUCAUCCCCCUCUGCAGGGCUUUGCCCAACAUGCUCUGCGCUAGACCGGCAGAUGCGAACGAAGUGGCAGCCGCUUAUAUCACCUGGUUGAGGCAUGCUACGGGUCCCACAGUCAUCUGCUUGUGCCGUGGGGGCAUCCCUCCGAUUGCUGGAAGCUCAGUAGAAAAAGCGCUGAAGGGAGGUUACAUUGUUUCGGACUUUGCCAAGUCGGGAAAGCCCCAGGUUAUUAUUGCUGGAAGCGGGUCGGAACUUCAAUUUUGUGUCGAGGCGAAAAAGCUGCUUACAGAGUGCGAUGUUCGCGUUGUUUCCAUGAUGUGUUGGGACACUUUUGAAGAGCAGCCCGAGGCUUACAGAGAGGAAGUAUUAAUGCUGAAGGAAAGAAAAGAGGGGAAGGUCCUGUGUGCAUAUGUUGAAGCCGCUGCAACUCUAGGCUGGGACAGAUAUUUCGACGUGCACAUCGGAAUGAAGGGCUUCGGUGCAAGCGCCCCUCGAGCCGACAUUUGGAAAGCAUUCGGUUUCACAGGAGAGAACGUGGCAAAGAGUGUCAGAGAGGCAUUAAAGAAAUAA
Molecule: messenger RNA, 2100 nt
Organism: Eimeria necatrix
Lineage: Eukaryota; Apicomplexa; Conoidasida; Eucoccidiorida; Eimeriidae
Product: transketolase, putative
Exons: 11
Coding region: 1-2100 (699 amino acids)
Biological process (GO): pentose-phosphate shunt
Cellular component (GO): cytosol
Molecular function (GO): transketolase activity
Source: RefSeq, a predicted model, not a curated record